CUCCAUCAACAACCACAGCAGCUCCAGCCACAACAACUCAAACAACAACUGCAGCUCAAACGUCAAUCACAGCAGCAACAACCACAAUCACAGGAUCACCUAUUAAAACCACAGCUACUCUAUCAACAACAACAGGUUCUACAACCACAACAACUGAACUACCAACAACAACCACAGCUUCCCCAACCACAACCACAGCAGUUCAAACCACAACCACUGCAACUCCAACCACAACAACUGAAGCAACAACCACCACCACUGCAGCUCCAUCACCAACCACAGCAGCUCCAACCAAAACAAGUGUAGCUACAGCCACAACCACAGUAGCUCCAACCACAAUCACAGGAUCACCUAUUAAAACCACAACUACCUUAUCGACAACCACAGGAUUUAUACCCACAACAACUGAAGCACCAACAACAGCUGCUCCAUCAACGACAGUAUCACCUAUUAAAACCACAGCUACUCUCUCGACAACCACAGGAUCUACAACCACAGCAACUGAAGUACCAACAUCAACCACAACAGCUCCAACCACAACCACUGGAGGUGCAACCACAACCACAGCAGCUCAAACCACAACCACUGGAGGUGCAACCACAGCCACAAUAGCUCCAACCACAACAAGUGAAGCUACAGCCACAACCACAACCAUUGCAGCUCCAACAUCAAUCACAGGAUCACCUAUUAAAACCACAGCUACUCUAUCAACAACCACUGCAGCUCCAACUACAACAACUGAAGCUACAGCCACAACCACAGCAGCACCAACAACAACCACAGCAGCUCCAACUACAAAAACUGAAGCUACAGCCACAACCACAGCAGCUCAAACCACAAUCACAGGAUCACCUAUUAAAACCACAUCUACCCUAUUGACAACCAGAGGAUCUAUAACCACAACAACUGAAGCACCAACAACA
Poecilia reticulata (guppy) is the source of this 923-nucleotide messenger RNA. The record is from RefSeq and is a predicted model, not a curated record. NCBI's taxonomy places the organism in Eukaryota, Metazoa, Chordata, Actinopteri, Cyprinodontiformes, Poeciliidae.